UGUUACGCGCGGGUGUAGUUUGACAGUAGCCUAAAACCGUCUGUAAAAAUGGCAGACAAGGACAGUUCAUCGGGGGGUGGAUCCCAGGAGAAUCUGGCCAUCGAUGCCAUAAACCUGGAUAUCGAAGAGCUGGACGAUGCAGAGUACGCGAUACCAGCGGUGGACCACCUGCCAUCCCUGGAGAGUAUCCUGACGGAGCAGGACACAGGGGAAUUAUCAGGAACUGACCUGGACAUCGGUGUAGCCUCGGCAGAGGCUGUCGAGGGUAGUGAGACAACGAGUGUUGGUAGUCUUCUGUCCUUGAAUUCCCUGAACAAGCCGACAGCUCGAAAUCCGGAGAUUCCCCUAUCCGGGGUCAUCCUGAAGCACGCGAUAAUGCGGGGCAUCACGUCCCAGAUUAAAUCCGCAUCGGAGAAGGUCAAUGGGGGUCUUGCGAGCGCAGUGGCAGCUGGUGGUGAUCUACUGAUAAUUGGGACAAGUCACGGGCUUCUUCUUGCUUUUGAUUCCAAGCAGACCCUGAGGUGGUGCAACCAGGAGGCACGUCAUCAGGGGGCAGUCUCAUCCCUGGGGUUCAAUCAUGAUGGGACGAGAUUGCUCGCAGGUUAUGCCCGCGGCCACAUUCUCAUGAUAGACAGUUCAAAUGGAAAAGUCCUGCGAACUCUGACUGAGGUGCAUCCACCAGGGACUGCAGUACUCCACGUGAAAUUCACGGAUUCCCCGACCCUGGCCCUCUGCAGUGACAGCGGUGGAUCGGUUUUCGAGUUGAGUUUCACCCGAGUAAUGGGAGUGAGAGGUUGUGACUCGAAGUGUCUGUUCAGUGGAUCGAGGGGUGAAGUCUGCACGAUGGAGCCGCUUCUGCUGAAUAAUCUCCCCAGGCAUCCCCUGAAGAAUUAUACACUAGUCGCCCUGGCGACACUUUCCAAGGUGAUUGUAGUGUGCAUUCGACCCAGAAUGAGAGUUGUCUUGACGCAUCCCCUGUCAGGUCCAACAGUAGCCCCACCCCAGGUGUCCUGGCAGCUGGUGGUGAUUCAAGCGCCAGAUGCUACCAGAGUAAUCGAUCCAGUGCUGGCAUUGGCGAGGGAUACGACUGUUCAUUUCUACCAGGUGUGUUCAGAGGCUGGCUCCAGAGUGAGACUGACUCCCCUGAGGAGAAUGACGCUGUCCUACACAAUCAGUAAUCUUCGAUGGCUUAACACAAGAUCCCUAGCUGUUCUCGAUACCCAGGAGCGUCUCCAUCUGAUCGACGUUCGAACGCAGGAGGAUUUGGAGACGAUAGACAUGAAUCCUGUGGGAAUUUCCUAUGCCUCGAGUCACUUCAAGGGUCUCUCCACCGGUGGAAAUGUCUCCAAGGCGAUGGCAUUGGCUGGAGAGCGUGCCUGUUACAACACAGUUAUCACUUAUGGUAGUCAACUGCUUCUCCUGGGGACGAGAAGACUCCACGUUGUCUUCAUCAGGACGUGGUCUGAGAGACUGAGAUAUCUAACACUCCAGAAGAGAUUCCCAGAGGCACUGGCACUUGGUCUCUCCUUUCACCAGGACAAGGGUAAAGCUGUGGUGGGUCUCAGUGGCUUGAAGAAGCUCAGGAAGAGGUUGACCUUCAUCAAGACGAGUGAGGUGCUGCUGCAGUACAUGCAUGAGUUCAUAAGAUCUCCAUGUGAUUAUGGAAAUGAGAGUGAUAUCAUUGCGACGUGUGUAGAUUAUGCUGUGCAGCUGGAGAAUACUCACUUGUUGUUCGGUGCUCUUUGGGAUCUGGUGUCGGAGACGCCGGGGUUGAAGGGGAGUUAUCUGAGGGCUCUUGAGAGUCCUCUCCUCGAUGGCAGCUUGUCCCCCAGACUGCCCCCUCUCAUUGCUCAACAGUUGGUGGAAUUGUACGAUAAAGAGGAGAGAUUGGAGCCCCUCCAGGCAGUGGUAGUUCUCCUUGAUGUCGAUUGUUUGGAUAUUCACCAGGUGACAACCGUCUGCAGGAACAGAUGCCUCUGGGAGGCGCUCAUUCACCUCCAGACAUCAGCUCUGGGUGACUUCACAGCCCCCAUUCACCAGCUGAUGCCAGUUCUCCAGAAUUUAUUAACGAAUACAAAAGAGGUGUUGCCCAGGGAGUGCAUCAAGCUAGGAAAUGCCCUCCUGGUGUAUGCCAGCUGUUGCCUGGCAGGUCGGGGAUUCCCCAGGGGUGAUCUCCCUCAGGAUCAGCCUCAGAAGGCCAAAGCUGAAGUCCUCAGGGCAUUGUUAUCACAACAUUCCAGUCUCGCUGAAGACAACGAGCGUCAGUAUCCUUAUCUCAGGACUCUACUGCGAUUCGAUCCUCGGGGCUUUCUCGACGUCAUCUCCAUGGCAUUUCAGGAGCCAGAAUUCAAGACUGAAAUGGGAUUGCGUCAGAGGCAGAGGCUCGUCGAUAUUCUUCUCUCAAUUGUCAUGCCAACGACUCCAGUCAGUCCAGACAGUCCUGAUUACCUCACGAGCAAUCAGAGGGCAACUGUCCUCGUCUUCGUGGCUAACGAAAUGGCUGAGGGCACUAUAUCCCUGGAGUCAACAACUCUCAAUCGAUUAAUUGAGGUUCUCUGUGCAGACACUGGGGAUAUCGUCACGAGGGAUCAAAAAUUAGAGAGGGAGAAUGCACUCCUGGAGCUCCUGAAUACUAAAAAACUCAAUGGAAUCACUGACAACACGAUAUUGAAUUUAUCCCAGAGGGCCAAGUUCCUGAGAGUUGCCGAAGUCGUGUACACAGCCAGGGACGACUGGAUAUCAGUCUGCAAAUGUAUUAUUGGAGAUAAUUAUCGAAAGCACGAGGUCUGGCAGUGGCUGGAGAGAUUACCGAAUGGAGCCUUUCAAUCAGUUCUGACAUCACAUGUCGCAACUCUCGUUGAGCUCGACGCUGACAGAGUCGCUGGCUUUCUCAUCAGAAUUCCAGCUAAAUUAUCUGCAAUCCUGAAUAAACUGAAGAACGAACCGAGACUGGAAUUUUUACUGCUGUCCUCAUUGUAUCAUAUUAAUCAGUUUAGAGAGGAUGAGGAGAGUAAAUUGGAGCUGACGACUGGACAUCUGGAGAGAUUUUUAACUCUCAUGUGUCAGUUUGAUCCAAAAGCUGUCGUGGGGCACGUGAAAGGAAUUCAUGGGUGUCGAAUGGAUGAGGCCUUGAGGAUUGUCCAGGAGGCAGGGCACAAGGAAGGGAUUGCUGUGAUGCUGGAGAAAAUGGGAAACUAUCAGGAGGCAUUUGAGCUUCUGCAUGGAGAUCUCCAGGAGAGGCUGGGACUUUUUCACCAGGAAUCCAUGGGGGAGGAGGAAGUCGUCAAGAUGACGGUGCAGCUCGCAGGAUUGUGCAGGAGAGCUGCUGGAAAUCUUGAUUGGAUGCCUCUUGUUGAGACUGUCCUCCAGCCGCACUCUGGGGGCGAUCAGAGGGUUGAAAAACUCAGGGGAAGACUUCUCAAAGUUGUUCUGGAGGCGUUGAGUGGAACUACUGCUCUCUCCAUGGUUCUGGAGAAGAUUCUCAAACAUCCACUCGCUACCUCAGGCACAAUCGGGGACAUCAGGCAGCUGCUGACUGGAGUUUUGACUCAUUCUAGGUACGAGCAGGUCCUCGUGGAAACUACGGCGAGACUUGUCAGUCUAGAGUUGCAUGAGGCACUCAAAAAAACUCUCAGAGAUUCGGGAAGGGGAUGCGCUAGUGUUUCCAUGACUUGUCCAGUGUGCAGACAGGUGCUGACCCAGUGCACAGACUACACAGUGUUCUUUGGUUGUGGCCAUGGAUAUCAUUCCCAGUGUCUAGGUGAGAGAAAACUCUGCUACAAGUGCCUGAACAACAAGGGUUGGGCACCAGUUGCCAAAAAUUAUCAAGUGCCCACCCCCAGGGCCCCAGAGAGGCCCCAAAUAUUACCACCGGCUUUCAUGCGACGACGUGACCUCACCCUCAGGCUCGGUGCACCAACUGUUCUGACAGAUCUCGAGGGAAUUUUUUAAAGCCAAGUUUAUUCAAUGUAAAUCUAGUCUCAAAUCAUUCAGCAAAUACCAGGAUAUUAGUCUGAUACUCAAGACAUUCAAAUUUGUAUAUUGGUUAUUUUGUCUCGUGAUCUGCUCCCUCGGGACUAUUUACGGAGUCAUUGUAUCAUAUUUAUAAAUCUAUUGAUAGAAUUUACGAUUAAAUAGGAGAGAGUUUAUCAUUCUAAUUGAUUUUGUGGAAGGUACGUGAAAUAAAAUAAAGCAAGAU
Messenger RNA from Fopius arisanus, 4198 nucleotides. RefSeq names its product vacuolar protein sorting 8 (gene Vps8). The record is from RefSeq and is a predicted model, not a curated record. The transcript is spliced from 4 exons. Gene Ontology annotation, cellular component: late endosome; HOPS complex. Gene Ontology annotation, molecular function: protein binding. NCBI's taxonomy places the organism in Eukaryota, Metazoa, Arthropoda, Insecta, Hymenoptera, Braconidae. Gene Ontology annotation, biological process: endosomal vesicle fusion; protein targeting to vacuole. Bases 49 to 3951 code for a protein of 1300 amino acids.